AUGCCAGAUAUAUCUUCAAGCAAAGCGAAAGUCUCAAAACCACGCUCCAAGACUUUCACUGGGUGUUGGACUUGCCGAGAGCGUCGAGUGAAGUGCGACGAAGAACGCCCCCACUGCGGGCGGUGCCAGCGGCACGGUUGGGUGUGCAAGGGGUAUGGAUUGCGCCUAGAAUGGUCUCGGAUCCCCGGCAGCCGCUGUCAUCGGCGCCAAUUGCGGCCCCGAGAAGCAGAUUUAGAUACAGACCUGUCAUCUGCCGCUGUGACAGCACUGCUGAUUGAGUUGGAUGAGUAUUCGGGGGAUGACUGUUCCCAAACACGAGGACCAUUCUCGGUGUUCUCUGUUUUGUCAAGCCCCAACACUCAAGAUGCAGGUCAUGUUGAUCUACCUAACUUGGGAGAUGAACUUCCAAUUCAACAUGCGGAGGAUACACAGCGUACCUCGUUGGACUUGAUUAGCUCACCAGUUGGCGGCGGAGAUGGCGAGUUAGCUUCACCAAGACCAUCAUGGGAUGGAUUAUAUGGAUUACCAUCUGCUACCGCACUGUGCACGUCUGAAUUCCGUGAGGAAUCAGGCACGGCAUCAACAAAUCCUUAUUAUCGGGUUGAUGACAGCUCUAUCAACGCAAUCGCCCCUGUCGUUAAUCACAGAAACCCUAAAAAUGGGCUGUCAGAACCGAGUGAUUAUGGCAGACCAAUAUUAGAUAUUCACAGUGAUGGGCCUGAGAUCUCUCUCUGGGGUGCCAUGAGUCCAUUGACCCUCCCAAGACCAGAGACAGAGCUAGUCCAUCACUGGGUUGUUUUUCUCAGCGGAAACAUGCUCCUACUCGACACUCCGGACAAUCCCUGCCGAACCGUGUUCAUGCCUCUGGCUCUGAAAGGCCUCGAUGUCUCCCCAACAGAGCCAAACAUCCAUCUCUCAAUCUUCCACGCGAUUUGUGCCUCCUCAGCCUUCAGUCUCUCUCAUCUCCGCCAUGAUUCCCGGUACCACUCCACCGCCGUCCACCAUGACCAGCUGGCUCUGCGUCAUUUGCGAGGAAGCCUGGAGCGGGCUCGCUGCCUAAAUGAGGCCACAUUAGCUGCUGUCCUCACUUGUAUCACGGCUGAAGCUAUGUCUGGUCGCCGUAGCCAGUGGAGAGCACAUGUUGCUGGAUGUCUUGGUCUGCUUGAGAACGAGGUCCAUGGCGACUGGAUCCGAACUCCGACUGCUGCUAGAUUGCUCCAAAGUUACUUGUCCCUUUCGUCACUAUCUAGCUUUCCUGUACCCGAACGGCUCAUGGCACUCCUCAAUGGCCCUUCCGGAUUUCAUCACCACCUAGAACAAUCGCAUGGAGUCACAACACCACUGGUCAAAUGCCUCGCUCGAAUUACUACAAUUGUUGAGUCACGGACACAGCUGUCCACCGAAGAACUGGACCGGUUCGAACUUCAGCUCUACUUGAACUUUCCAUCAUUGUCUAACCCAGACGCCCCGGGUUCGAUCAUCGUCCAACAUGCUCUAAACUCAUUCUACUACGCGACGAUUGUAUAUUUCCGUCGCAGUUUGCGUGGCGCACCGUUAUGCGACGUGCAGGACCUGAUUGAGAAAGCAAUACACGAUCUUGAAUUUGUCGAUGCACUUACGCGUGACAAGGGCGGCUGUUCGUACAACUGGGCAGGCUUUGUGAUUGCGGCUGACUGCGAGCGGCCUGAUCUGCAAGAUCGAAUGUUGGCAUUCUUUGACCGCAAAAGUCGACAUGGGAUCCAGAGUAUCAAUGUAUUAUGUGAAAUCGUCCAAGCUGUAUGGAAUAGGCGGGCAGCGGCUGGACCGGACGUCGAUAUACAGUGGCAAGAUAUUGCAAAGGAAGCUGAGUUUGACAUCAUGCUUGUUUGA
Messenger RNA from Penicillium vulpinum, 1869 nucleotides. Its product is annotated as Zn(II)2Cys6 transcription factor. The record is from RefSeq and is a predicted model, not a curated record. Gene Ontology annotation, molecular function: zinc ion binding; transcription cis-regulatory region binding; DNA-binding transcription factor activity, RNA polymerase II-specific. Lineage: Eukaryota; Fungi; Ascomycota; Eurotiomycetes; Eurotiales; Aspergillaceae. The transcript has a single exon. Gene Ontology annotation, cellular component: nucleus. Gene Ontology annotation, biological process: positive regulation of transcription by RNA polymerase II. Bases 1 to 1869 code for a protein of 622 amino acids.